GCGAACGGGCUCUUGAGCAUAUUCAAAUACUCACGACAUCAAAAUGUUGAGCAACACAAAGCCCUCAAUGGACAGCGCAAUCCGAAAGCUAAAGGUUCAAACGGGCGCAGUAAAACGCAUAAGCAAGGACCUUUCAUAUUAUGAAAAGGAAGCAGCUAAACAGCAGGAACGAAUCGAUAAACUCGUCGCGGACGGAGCUGACGAACACGACAUUCGCAAACAAAAAGAGGUAUUGGAGGAGACCAACCAGAUGCUUCCAGAGAGUAAAAAGAGGCUUGCAGCUGCGUAUAAAGAGUUGGCGGAUUUGGUAGAGAAGUAUUUGAGUGCUGCUGGAUCUGAGGAAGUUGCACCUGAGGAAGUUCUAGCUGCUCAAACAGUGUUGCAAGAAGUGCGGGUAUAAUAACCAAGAUGUACAUAUAAUAUAAUAAUUUCAUAAAUAUCUACGAACAUCCCCGAUCGCUCCGAUGCACUUCUUGGCCUGUUCCCUCACCAACACGGCCCCAUCCCCAGAGCACAUCC
This is a messenger RNA of Spizellomyces punctatus DAOM BR117, 519 nucleotides long. RefSeq lists its product as uncharacterized. The record is from RefSeq and is a predicted model, not a curated record. NCBI's taxonomy places the organism in Eukaryota, Fungi, Chytridiomycota, Chytridiomycetes, Spizellomycetales, Spizellomycetaceae. Bases 44 to 400 code for a protein of 118 amino acids. Gene Ontology annotation, biological process: tubulin complex assembly; post-chaperonin tubulin folding pathway. Gene Ontology annotation, molecular function: beta-tubulin binding. The transcript is spliced from 4 exons. Gene Ontology annotation, cellular component: cytosol; microtubule cytoskeleton.